Chlorella variabilis is the source of this 531-nucleotide messenger RNA. RefSeq lists its product as hypothetical. The coding region runs from base 1 to 531 and encodes 176 amino acids. NCBI's taxonomy places the organism in Eukaryota, Viridiplantae, Chlorophyta, Trebouxiophyceae, Chlorellales, Chlorellaceae. The record is from RefSeq and is a predicted model, not a curated record. The transcript has 6 exons.
AUGGGCAACGCAGCCUCUGCCAUCUCCGGGCCCAGUGAGAGAGUUGUGGUCGCGGUGGAUGACUCGGCGAUCUCCGCCGACACCGUGUCCUGGGCGGCCAGGAACCUGCUGCAGCGCGGCCAGGAGGUGCACCUGGUGCAGGUGCUGGACUCCACCGCCUCCUCCCAGGCGGACUACAACUCUGGCGAAGGCGGCGUGCUGCCCUCUGGCGUCAAGGCGGAGGCAGACGCCACAGCCAUGGACUCCAGCCGCGCCUUCCUGGCCAAGCUGCGGGACAUGCUGCUGUCGGAGGCGGGCGUGAAGCCGGCCAAUGUGAAGAUCGUGCCGCUGCCCUCCAACACAGCCACAUCGGGCGACGUGGGGCGCACCAUCUCAGACUAUGCCGCCGCGCACAAGGCGGACGCGGUGGUGGUGGGCAGCCGCGGGCUGGGCGCCUUCCGCCGCCGCUUCAUGGGCAUGCUGGGCCUGGGCUCGGUGUCCGACUACGUGGCACACCACGCGCCGUGCACCGUGUUCAUCCACCGCGCCUGA